UUUUAGAAGCUGGUAGCAGAUAAUGUUUGACUUCUUUUAUUUGUAGGCAUGGUUUUGUUUUUUUAAGGGGCUCAUAUCUCUUCAUGAUGCCACAUUUUGUUAGCUGUGACCUUUUUGACUCUUGGACAACCAAAUGUAGAUAAAAACAUUUAGGUCCUCAUGAAAGGAAAAGGAGGCCAGAGACACAAACGUUCACAUUCAAAGUGUGAAAGAAGACGAGAGAAAGCAGGAAGCUGUGGCCUUUAUGACUUCAGGUGUGAUAGAAUGCAUAGAAUCAGCCAGUCAGUCAGCCAGUCAGUCAGUCAGUCAGUCAGUCAGUCAGUAUGGCGAUAACAACACUGUGCGCCGUCGUUGCCGCUCUGAGAGUCGUCCCAGAUAAAUCCCAGUUCUUCCAGUACGAGUCUGUCUCUCUGAGCUGUGGGCAGCAGGAAACCUCUGCUGACUGGAGAGUGAAGAAGAACACAUCCACGAGCAUCAACCAAGAGUGUUCAACCUCCACAGAGAGAAUGAAUGAAUCCCACUGCUUCAUCGGAGACCUUUACCCACUAGACACUGGGACGUACUGGUGUGAGUCUGCAGCAGGACAGUGCAGCGACGCCGUCGACAUCUUUGUGAUCAGUGGAUCUGUGAUCCUGGAGAGUCCCGCCCUCCCCGUGAUGGAGGGAGACGAUGUGACUCUCAGCUGCAUAACCACGUCCUCCUCCAACCUCACAGCUGAUUUCUAUAAAGAUGGCCUCCUCAUCGAGAGCAGCUGGACAGGAAACAUCACCGUCCUCAGUGUCUCUCAGUCUGAUGAAGGACUCUACAGGUGUGACGUCUCUGGAGGUGGAAGAUCUCCAGAGAGCCGGCUGACUGUCAGAGCAGGGCGUCUUGAUCUACCAGACUCCCCCAUCACACGCCUUCUACUUCCUGUGGUGGGCUUCUGCCUCUCGCUGGUCUUGCUGGUCUCUCUGAUGCUGCUCUGCCUCUGGAGGAGCCACAAAGGUAAAGAGCGUGAUGUGUCUUACACAGAUGUGAUCAUCACACAGGAGCCAAACAGGAUCACAGAUGUGUCCGUAAUCACUGCAACCUUCUAUUCAACUGUCAAACCUGGAAACACCUGACAGGAAAACAACAGCACUGGUGUGGAAAUCUGUUUUAUUAAUUAAUGGAUUAAACAGGAGACCUUAUCAGAAACUGAGUGGAUUAAAGUUGAUUUUUCAAAGCGUCAACAAAGGAAUAAAGUCUGAUUGGUCGAAUAGAAACAUGCUGAACUCCCAGUUUCAUCUCUGAAUAUGACGUGUCAGCAGUUUCUCCCCACUAAAAGUCCUGAAACUAAUCUGAAACAAAUCCUAUGAAACCAGAAACUGUGUUUUUAGCACCAAACUUUGCUUAAAUAAGAAAAUCUGUUCAUUCUGUGUCGUCUGAAUAUGUAAUCGUCAUCAUUUGUUCAUGUUGUUUAAAUAAACAUUGUUAAAGGUGCAGCUUUAAAUCAC
Messenger RNA from Anoplopoma fimbria (sablefish), 1475 nucleotides. Its product is annotated as low affinity immunoglobulin gamma Fc region receptor II-like. The transcript has 6 exons. Gene Ontology annotation, biological process: cell surface receptor signaling pathway. Gene Ontology annotation, molecular function: transmembrane signaling receptor activity. The record is from RefSeq and is a predicted model, not a curated record. NCBI's taxonomy places the organism in Eukaryota, Metazoa, Chordata, Actinopteri, Perciformes, Anoplopomatidae. Bases 324 to 1103 code for a protein of 259 amino acids.